GGCUGGCAGCGGCGGCGGGCCGGGCGCGCACUGCCGGGAUGGAGGGCGAGCGCCUGGCCGCUCAGGCGCGCUCCUCCGGCCUCCCGGCUGGGGGCGCCACGGGGGAGAGCCCGGGGGUCGACGCCCCCCUCCUGGGCAGCGGCGGCCCCGCUGCCCUGCUGCAGGCCGAGGUGCUGGAUCUGGACGAGGACGAGGACGACCUGGAGGUGUUCAGUAAGGAUGCCUCACUGAUGGACAUGAAUUCCUUCAGCCCUAUGAUGCCAACAUCCCCUCUGUCAAUGAUAAAUCAAGUCAAGUUUGAAGAUGAGCCAGAUUUGAAAGAUCUCUUCAUUACAGUUGAUGAACCUGAAAGCCAUGUUACUACAAUCGAAACUUUCAUUACUUACAGGAUUAUUACUAAGACAUCUCGUGGGGAAUUUGACUCCAGUGAAUUUGAAGUUAGGAGACGUUAUCAAGAUUUCCUUUGGUUGAAAGGAAAACUUGAAGAAGCACACCCCACUCUGAUUAUUCCACCGUUGCCUGAGAAGUUUAUCGUGAAAGGAAUGGUGGAACGCUUUAAUGAUGACUUCAUCGAGACACGCAGGAAGGCACUGCAGAAAUUCCUGAACCGAAUUGCUGAUCAUCCAACUUUAACAUUUAAUGAAGACUUCAAAGUGUUUCUUACUGCACAAGCUUGGGAACUGUCUUCUCACAAGAAGCAAGGGCCUGGAUUGCUCAGCAGGAUGGGGCAGACAGUCAGAGCUGUCGCGUUAUCAAUGAGAGGAGCGAAAAGCCGCCCGGAGGAGUUCAUGGAAAUGAAUAACUUUAUUGAAAUAUUUAGCCAGAAAAUAAAUUUGAUAGAUAAAAUAUCUCAGAGAAUUUACAAGGAAGAAAGGGAAUAUUCUGAUGAAAUGAAAGAAUACGGCCCGAUUCAUGUUUUGUGGUCAGCCUCAGAAGAAGAUCUGGUUGAUAGCCUAAAAGGGGUUGCCAGAUGCCUUGACCAAUGCUGUCAGGCCACUGAGAAACGGAUGUCUGGACUCUCAGAGGCCCUGCUUCCUGCUGUACAUGAGUAUGUGCUUUACAGUGAAAUGGUAAUGGGUGUUAUGAAAAGGAGAGACCAAAUACAAGCAGAACUGGAUUCCAAAGUGGAAGCUUUGACGUAUAAAAAGGCAGAUACUGAUCUGCUUACAGAAGAGAUUGGAAAACUUGAAGAUAAAGUGGAAUGUGCUAAUAAUGCCCUGAAAGCAGAUUGGGAAAGAUGGAAACACAAUAUGCAAAAUGAUAUCAAGUCAGCAUUUACAGAUAUGGCUGAGGAGAAUAUCCACUAUUAUGAACAGUAAAAGGAACAAAUCGUGGAUUUCUUACAACUGCAGAAUGACUAGAGGCACCUGGUAGGUAUAGUAUGACUUCACAAUUUUCUGUCUGUAACACCAUCAUUCAUCAGGUCCCUGAAGCUUAAGCUUUUGACAUAUUGUUUUAUUUCUGUCAUCUGGCAGAUGUACUUCAUUUAGACAUCUACAAUCAAGACAUUUGAUAACCAGAUCUUAAUAAUAUCUCAAUCAACCUUUGUCAUAUGAGAAAAGAAAAGCUCAAAGGAGUAUAAUGACUCUGAGUUGCUUGCCCUCUGUAUUUUGUAAAAAUUAAUAAAAGGAAACCUCAUUUAAGAUGAAGUCUGGGGACCAGAAGGGGUAGCUUUCAUGCCCUACAACUUGUCAUCAACUGCAGACCCAACAGGAAGAGACAUACCUUGCAAGUAGAUAGUGCUUUAGUUACAAUGUUACUGUUCCAGCAGGAGGAAGAAAGGUUUCUCUGCUCAACCAGGCAACAGCCCAGCCAAUGAGAGACUGCCAUAACUCAGCCAAUGAAAAGCCACUAUCCUUUGAACUCCCAGUUUACUUCAAAAGGCUUUUUGUUUAUAAUAGCCUUCCCAACUUCCCCCUUUUCCUCUAUAAAAGAGUGUUCCUCUCCUUUGUUCUCCAGACUGCUCUAUGGUUUUGCAGUAGCUUGUUUGUUCCAGAGUGUAAUUCUCUGCUAUUCCUGAAUAAAUCUUUUUUUUUUCCUGGUAAAAUACUGGCAGUUUUAUUUUUAAGGUUAACAAUUUCAUCACUCCUUCCAUACUCUCAUUAACAGAAAAUCAGGUCUUUGUCACAUCAUUCCUGGAUUUUAGCAGCAUUCCCCCCUUAAUAUUUUACUCCCUUGCAGGCUCUCUCCCCAUAGUCUCCAAACCACAAUUUUCUGACUCAUUUCAUCCUGGCAGAGUUUUCUUUGGGUCACAUUAAAAUCAGACAAUUAAGGGCAAUGCACUGUAGUUUUCUACAGUCAAACUAAUUUAGUUUAUGAAUUGUUUAGAAACAGGGUCUUUGUUAAAGUCAUAAAUGUGCCUCUUCUUUUAUGAGGUAUUGGAAAUGCAAUGCCCUUAACUUGGUAAAAUAAAAGUUUAGCUGUAAUCCUUUAUUUCUUUGUCAACGGAACUGGACCACAGGGUGCCCAGAUAGUUGGUCAGAUAUUAUUCUAGGUGUUUCCACGAAAGUGUUUUUGAUGAGAUUAAUGCCUAAAUCCAUAGACUGAGUUAAGCAGAUUGCCCUCCUUAAAGUAAGUUGGUCCUCAUCCAAUCAGUUGACUGCCUAGAUAGAAUAGCAAAACUAAGAGAAGAACUCCUGCUGCCUGGCUGUCUUCAAACUGGGAUAUUGCCUUUUUUCAUGCCUUUGUAUUCAAACUGAAACAUUGAGUCUUCCUGGGUCUCCAGCUUGCCAACUGCAGAUUGGGACUUAUCAGCUUCCAUAAUGUAUGAGCCAGUUCCUUAUAAUACACUCUCUCUGUGUGUGUGUCUCUCUCUCUUUCUCUCCAUACACACGUACACAUGUAUUGGUUCUGUUUCUCUGGAGAACCCUGACUGAUACACCAUCACUUUGUCUUCGCUUAUUUUUUUAAAACUUUCACUAGUCGGUGAAAUCCAAAAGCCCAGAAUCUAUGCUCUGCUCCAUCCUACUUGAUCAAUCUGAAUCUAUUCCUUUAAGUCUAUUGUUUCUGCCUUAAGCCCCUCAGGGCCUACGCUUGUGCAUUCAGAGUUUUCUUUGCUGGCCGACUGUAUCAUCUCAUUCUUGUGGCCGUUAGUGCCUCUACAGUCUAAAUGAAGUUGAGAAGAUGCUAAAUAGUACAAUAGAAGGAGACAUUUUGAUUGGUAUUCCAAUAUAUUGUCCCACUAUAUGAUUAAUUAUAUUAAAAGAAGAGGUAUGAUCUUUUCAGGUAUUCCAAACCUAUCAGAAGCAUAAAUUAAGUGCAAUUUUAAGAGCUUAUUAAUAAUAGUUACCAGUUAUUAAGUCCUUUUUAUUUGUCAGGCAAGCUUGGUUAUGAUUUCCUUGCAUUUUCUCAUUCCUACCAAUUCAGAUCCAGAGGUACUAUGAUCUCUAUUGUUCAGGGGCAGACUGGAUCUUAGAAAAAUUAAUUUAUCCAUUACGAUCAAGUUAGGAAAUAAUGAAACAAGGAUAACCCAGGUCUCCUCUCAAUGGCCUUGUGUCCUAUACCACUGCUUCUCAAAAUUUAAUGUACGUUAGAAUCACCUGGGGAUCUUGUCAACAAGCAGAUUCUGAUUCAGUGGGUCCAAAUGGGGUCUGGGGUUCUGUAUUUCUAACAAGCUCAGAGGGGAUAUUGAUGCUUCCAGUCCAAAGACUACAUUUUUAAUUGCCAAGGUUAUAUCAUUCCUGGAAAGGUGCACACUGUGAGAAUGUAUUACAUGAUGUAUAUAAAAUCCUCUGAGGCUUAAAGUCAUACUUUGGUCUGGCUCUAUUACUUACAGUUCUGUGAUCUUAGGAAAGUUAAUUUCCUUUACCUGUUCUAGAGAAAAACUAAUAAUAGGGCACCUGGGUGGCUCAGUUGGUUAAGCGACUUCCUUCAGCUCAGGUCAUGAUCCCAGGGUCCUGGGAUCGAGUCCCACAUCGGGCUCCCGGCUCAGCGGGGAGCCUGCUUCUCCCUCUGACCCUCUCCUCUCUCAUGCUGUUUCUCUCUCGCUCGCUCUCUAAUAAAUAAAUAAAAUCUUAAAAAAAAAGAAAAACUAAUAAUAAUACCUAAUUAAUAUCGCAUUGCAUAAAAUAAUGUAUGUAAAGAAAGGUCAGUAUAUACUCAGGGCACAGGUUAAGCAUAAAAAAUAAAAGGGGCGUAGGAGGAUAUAAUUAUUUUCCAGAGAGAUCCAUCUUACAGCAUAGGCUUCUUCCUAAAUGGGAAAAUCAAUUUCACUACUACAUAAUCUAAAAUAGAAACAUGCAACUAUUAGGCACUGACAAACCCACAAGUACUAUACUAAUCAAGACAACAUUCCCAAUUUCUAGCUUUCUGUUUUUUUAACCAGAUGUAGGGUUAUAGCAGUGUGAUCCAUGAGCAACCUAAAUUCAGAGAGAAAUAAAAGUUAUCUGGAAACAUUCUUUCUGGCAACCCAAUUCUGACAUCUAGCUUAUAAAUGUAGAAAUAAUGUUCUUGUGUGUCUAAUAAUGGCUUUAGAUAAACUCUUAGAUUGUUAGAGGUAGAAUUAAAUUCUGAGCAUACUGUAAAAAGAAAAAAAGGCAUUUAGCAUUUAAAAUUCUGAGCUUGCUAGUUAAGUAUUCUAGGCCCCAAUUUCCCAUCUGUGGAAAGGGGGAAUUAAUCUGCCAAGAUCUACAUGGCUGGGAAGUACAAGAAUAAAUUAUACACAGCUGACUUUGACUACUUUCUUAAAAAAAAAGUAUUAAAUUUUACAUCAGCUCCCCCUGGUUACCCCCAAAUACUUAAAACUUACAGUUCAUCCAUGAAUUUAGGAUAUCCUGAGAUAAGGCAAGCUAAUGGUCAUCGCUGCUAAGGUAUAUUACAGUAGGAAAGAUUCAGAAUGUGAUGCAUAGGUGUGAAUAUAAAUAGAUAUACAUACAUAUUUAAGUUCAUAUUUAUGUACAUGGGUGUGUGUGUGUAUGCUUGUGUGGUGUGUGAAUUAUGGAGUAAUUGGUGGAAAGACAUAUGAAUUAAAAAUCAUUGGAGCUGGAAGCCAACUGCAUGGGUACUACUGCUUAUCUUCCUCCCUUUCCUCAUGUAUUACUAUUCCUCCAGGUUUGAAAGUGUAUUUAUGUUGAUGUUCAUAAGGUUACUGAACAAUGAGAUCCUUUAAAAUGGACAACUGUUUGUGUGUGCUUGCUGCCACGUUUGCAUGUGUAAUCCUUUAAGGCUAUAAAUGCAUAUGUGGGAGAGGGAAAAAUUGAACUUCCACAGUUCCUGUUUAUAUUUCUCUUAUUGUAAAGUCAUGGAGAUUGAAGAGCUUGUUUGUAUUUUUUUUUCUAAAACAUGACAUCUUUUGAUAAGAUCAGAAGAACAAUGCUUUCUCAUUUUAAGAGAAAUCAUCCCAGAACAUGCAAUUUAAAUAGCUAAUCAGAGCUGGUUAAAUGAGGCAUUUGAUAAUUAUGCAUAAAAGAUUUUCUCUUCCUACUUGAAGUAUUAUGAUUACUGAUGUUAAAAUUAAAUUAUUUUUGCUUUUAAGUGGUUUUUUUGAACAAUCUGAGAUUCUACAAUCUUUUGAAACACUUUGCGUUCAAAUAUCAUAUAUAUGCAUCCAUUUAUGCAGUAACUCACUAAUUCCAUAAAUAUUCCACUGCUAAUAGGUGCCAGACACCUUCAUCUGUUGUCAUAAGCAAUAUGGUAAAUAAAAUAAACCUAACCUGCCCUCAGUAAGCUAAAAGUCUAAUGAGGAGACAGGCACCAUACAUAAAUAAUGAAUAAAUCUCAAUUGAUGCAUGCAUCAGUCUCAGGAUUGGCUGAUGCGGAAGUUAUAGAGGCUGGAGAGAGAUGUAGCUGGAGAAAUGAACUCAGUCACAGAAAAUCCAGCAAUUCGGACUUGAUUCAGGCUGGUAUCCACAUCCAAAUUGGUCCCAUUCCACAGAGGAAGUAUUAGAAGCUGGAGGCUUCAUCAGAGGAAUAACUGCAUGCCAAUUCCAGGAGAUCAGCCGAGGUAUGAAGGACAGGAUCCUCUCUAUGCGGAAGAGAACUGGCCCAUGUUGGACACUGGACAGGUUCCUAUGUAAGCAGAGGAAUGGAAAGCUAACACAAAGAAGUAGGAUCUAUUUGGAUAUCAGAAAUAGGAUCUAUAUGGCUAUCAGAAGUAGGAAAUUGACUUUACUAGUUUUAAGCAAGGAGGAAUGUAUCCUCACUUAACUAGGAGGUCCAGAAGGAGAAAGUGGUUUAGGAUCAGCUUAAUCAGGCCUCCCUACCUCUGUCUCUCUGUAGACUCUUGUCCCUUGUCUAGUUGGCCUGUCCUCUGCCUGCUUUCCUCACAGCAUGAAAAUGAAGGCUUUUGGUUCACAUUCACCUACACAAUAUCCAGAGGAAGCUAGAAACUGUCUCCUAAAUGUUCUAUUUUUAAGAAUAGGAAAACUCGGGGUGCCUGGGUGGCUCAGUCAGUGAAGUGUCUGACUCUUGAUUUUGGCUCAGGUCAUGAUCUCAGGGUCCUAGGAUCCAGCCCCGUGUCGGGCUCCCACUCAGCUGGGAGUCUGCUUGAGAUUCUCUCUCCCUCUGCCUAUCCCCCCACUUGCUCUCUCUCCCUCUCUCUCAAAUAAAUACAUCAAUCUUUAAAAAAGAAUAGGAAAACUCUUUUCCAUAAUAACCAAUAAACUUUUCCUUGUGUCUCAUUUCUCCAAAUUGGAAUUUAUUCCCAUCUUGAACCAAUCCCAGUGACGUUUUGUUGUACAACAUUUUGCCUAAGCCUGAAUUCCUGAACCAAUCUUAAACAAGGGGAAUGAGAUUACUCUUUUUUAUUUUUAACAUUUUAUUUAUUUUGCUUGAGAUAGAGAGGGCAAGAGAGAGCACAGAGGGAGAGGGGAAGCAGACUCCCCGCCGAACAAGGAGCCUAACCUGGGGCUCAAUCCCAGGAUCCCGGGAUCAUGACCUGAACCGAAGGCAGACGCUUAACAGACUAAGCCACCCACGUGCCCCCAAGGGAAUGAGAUUACUCUUAUUCCAUUUAGCCCACUCCUCGGUUUAUUAUCAAAAUUUGUUUUUCUUUAUUAGCACCGGACCAUUUGAUUAGAUCUUUCUCAAUUUUUUUUUGAAAGUGAAGAGUCAGAUACAAUUUCAUACCCUAGUAUUAGAGAGUAUCCAAUAAUGAGGCAGACUCUAAGACAAAAUGAAAAAUGUCAAAGAUUCAGGUACGAUAUACUUGUAAGAGAUAAAGGGGGAGAGGAGCAGAGAAAGGAAAGGCUUCAGCCUGCACUGCAGAUCUGAACCUGAGAAAGGGGAGGUGGAAGGAAAGGAAACUGGGUCUCAGUUGGAAGGGCCUCAGGAUAUAGCACAGCCCUGAGAAAGUCCUGGGGCCAGGAGGGAGCCCCAGAGCAAGGAUGACUAUAAAAGAGUCCUGCAUUGGCAGAAAUGGCCUGGCUCUAGUCCCCUUACCAGGCUCAGUCAUUGGCUGUGAGCAGCCUGCAGAAAGCAUGACCUCCCCGUGAACAUCACAGUGGAUCCCUGUAUGUGGGGGCUGGAGGAUACCUGCUGACCACACUUCUCAUGGCAGGUUUUCUCUCUUUCUAGGUGACAUACUUAGCUGCUGUCUGUGUAUUUGUCAUACAGUUUGCUUUUCAGCUUCUGGGAAGUAUAGAAAGAUUUUACCGAAACUUAUUCAAUGACAAUUACUACUUCCUUUAUUCUUUCACAUAGAGGCACCUUGUUCUACAGAACAAAGGUUUGGGAAAAUUUUAAUAUUACUAAUUUUAGUAAACCUUUGCCAUUACAAUAAGUUUUGAUAAAGUGCUUUAAUAUUAGGCAUGUUUUAGAAAGAUUUAUUUAUUUAUGUUAGAAAGAGAGAGAGGUGGUGGGGCAGAGGGUAAGGGAGAGGGAGAGAGAGAAUCUCCAGCAGACUCCCCAUUGAGUGUGGAGCCCUACAGGGGGGCUUGAUCUCACAACCCUGAGAUCAUGACCUGAGCCGAAAUCAAGAGUCAGAUGCUUAACAGACUGAGCCACCCAGGUGCCCCUAAUCUUAGGUAUUUUAAAUAUAUUUCUUGUCAAUAGGUAUUUUAAAUAUUUUUUGUCAAAACUUUGGAUUUAUAGACUUAGAUUAUUCAAUUUGUGGAAAAUGCCUGGCAUAUAACCCAAAGUCUGUCUUUAUUUUUCAAUUCAAAGAAAUGUAUAAAUUCAUAUUUUCAUGACAAUCAUUUCCCUUCUGAAUUCUGAGAUAGUUACAGGGAGAGAUAAGUGAUACAUGGGAAGAUGGGUGCAUACAUAAAUAAAUAGAUCAGGCUUGCUGCUACCUUUUCAUUUGGAUAAAAUAAACCAUCACAACCCUCAGCAUUUCUUAUAUGGACUCUUAGCUUUGCUCAUGAAAGACAUUCAUUGCUCACUGGAGCAAUGCAUUCUUUUCUGAUCUUCUGAGAUGGAUAAAUAAAGUCAUUAAACAAAAAUUAAAUAAUCCUACCUUAGCCCAAAUUCCCAGCAUUGAUAAGAAUACAGAAUUUUAAAUUACACACACACACACACACACAUAUAAAUUGUCUGUUCAGUGACCAGUGUCUUUUACCCCUGGGCAAUUAGGCAUAGUAAAAUUCAAGUUGUGUAAGAGAAGGACCUCUCUUUUGUAAAGUGGAAGAAAGUCUACUGGAAAAGGGAAGAUAAGAAAGAAAAUAAGGCAUGACUUAGAAAACAGAGACAUUCUCACAUAGUUUUAGAAAGGACUAUAUUUAGGAGUUAAGUAUCUAGAAAUUGGUUACUAAAAAGAUUACCCGUGCCAGAUUAGCUCUUGAAAAUUUUUCGUCUGCAGCCCUAGGCUAUGAAGACGGCUGGUCUGUAUGAUCAUUCAUGCUUUUUUCCCUGCCCACUCUCAGUUCCAAUCACGAACUUGCCUGUCAUUCUCCAAGCCAAGCACUUAGUACAUGUUCAUGCCUCUGUAAUUUUGCUCAUUUUUUUUUAUACUGAUAAAUUCUUCCCUCCUGCCUUUCAAACUUCUACUCAUCCUUUAAGACUGACCUUAAUAUUACCCCAAAUUUGAUUAAUCUAUUAUCUCCAAGUCACUCUUCCCUUUUUCCUUCCAUGGCAGUUGAUAGCUAGGUUUAUUUAUUUAAUUGUUUUUUAAAAAUCUUUAUUGAGGUAUAAUUGACAAAAUUGUAAGAUAUUUGAAGUGCACAAUGUGAUGACUUGAUAUAUGCAUACAUUGUGAAAGAUUCCCUUCAUUGAGUUAAUUAACACAUCCAUCACCCUACAUAGUUACUCCUUCCUUUGUCUUUUGAUGAGAAAGUGUAAGUUCUCUCUUAGCAAAUUUCAAGUAUGCAAUACAAUGUUAUCAACCAGCCAUCAUGUAUACAUUAUAUUCUCAGACCUUACUCACCUUAAAACUGAAAUUUGUACCUUUUUACCAACCUCUCCCUAUUUCCCCCACCUCCCACCCCUGGCAACUUUUCUACUAUUUCUGUAAGUUUGGUUUUGUUGUUGUUAUUGUUGUUGUUUUUAGAUUCCACAUAUAAGUGAUACCAUGCAGUAGUUUUCUUUCUCUGUCAGGUUCGUUCAUUUUGUCACAAAUGGCAGGAUAUCCUUCUUUUGUAAGGGUGAAUAAUAUUCCAUUACAUAUCUAUCUGUCCAUCUAUCUAUCAUCUAUCUAUCUAUAUCUAUCUAUCUAUCUAUCUAUCUAUCUAUCUAUCUAUCUAUCUAUCUAUUCAUCCAUCCAUCUUUGCUCACUUUGUACAUUGUUGUCUUACAGGGAAACUUAGUCUCAGCACAUGGGCCAGCUUGAGCUACUAAGUCCCUGGGAGUUUUUAAGAUUUUCCUUAUAAUAAAGAAAUUCUCAAAAAUGUUCUCACAUACUUACAUAACUCAAGAAAUAAAUGCCAAUACUUGUUUUUCUCCUUGAACUUACAGCAACUAUUUCUCUCUAAGGCCUGGUACUACCUAGAUAUUAAUUUGCUUGACAAUCUUAAGGGUACUGAUCAACACAUUUAUCACCAAUUAUUAGGUAUUGAUCACCUAGUGGGCUGACUAUGAUCAAAACCUCAGGAGUCCUCACCAUCUAGGUAUGCAGAUAAGAGAACCAAAUCUCUCUUAAUUAAUGGUUAAGAGUGAGGACUCUGCGGUUAAGACAUGGAUUUGAAUCAAUCAUUUAUUGUCUGUGUGACCUUGGGCAUAUCUACUAACUUUUUCUGAGUGUCAGUAGUUUGUGUUUGUUUGUUUAUAUAAUGUUUCAUUCAGUAAUAAACAAGUAUCUUUUGAAUAUCUAUUUGUGAAGUUAAUGGUGAAAAAGAUAAACAUCAUCUCUGCUCACAAACAUUCCACCAGACCACACAUCUCUACAAACUAUGAACACAGGAAUGUUAACACUAAACUACCCACCUGGAGGAAAACUUAGGUGUAAGAUCAUUAAAAUCUGAGAAAUUUAAGUAAAAGUGUUAUAUUUGAUUUUGCGUACUUGAUUUAUGUUUGCAUUACAUUAGGAAAGUGCUCGCUUUGGCAGCACAUAUACAUUACAUUAGGAAAGAUUUGCUCUAAUUACUAUUUAGCAGCUUGCCCCCCGCCUAUGUAUGCCAUGUGACUUUCAGGGUCCUCCUUUUAGGAUAAUGUAAAUAUCUUGUCCUUGAUGGGGAUUAACUGUACAGCCAUGGAAAUACCAUUAACAAUCAGAAAAAGAAACUUUAUCACAGAUUUGGCAAAGUUAACUUAUUCCUUUUAGCUUUCAGAAAUCUUUCAUAAAAGUAGAUAACAAAGAAUCUAAUGUAUGAUCUUGUUGUGCGUGGGUGGUUAUACAUUGAGAUAUCUGACACCCAGUUGUUAGAAGAUCAGAAAAAUGCAAAGCCCAACUGAAAGGCUAAUUGUGUUUGGUGUCACCUGCGGCAGGGCUGUAGAAGAGGCACGCUGUGUGGGAAGAACACUCCUUCUGAAGGCUGAGAGCCAUUCAUUUUGCAGCAUGUCCAAACAAAAUGUAUAGAGAAGAAUAAAUUCGUUCCACUUUCCUUACCUUCAUUAACUUAAUAACUCAUUCAUCAAAAGAUCUUUUAAAAUAUAUAAGAGGAAAAUAAUUUAUUUAUAUACUAUUUCAACAUACCUUCCUCUGGUUCUAGUACAAAGAAAGAGCAAAGAGACGCUUGACAUUAAAUUGAUUCAGUGAUUCUCAAACCUUCCUCUUACUACCUCAUUUCCCUGGACUUAACUGCUACAUUGAGCUUUCAGGAGCCGUUAUCAACUGGGCACAUGGAUCCCAGUCCUUUAAAUUCAGCUCGCCUGAAAGGAAAAAAAAAGAAGGGUGUAAAGGGGGAUGUAGAAAAAGCUAUCUCGCCAAUUCCAAAUACUCAUGGGUGACUGCCCUCAUCGGCACACUGACCUUGAAGCUUCAUUGUUGCUGUAUUUCUAAGCCUUCCAGAAACCUGUGGCCACAGAUGAAUCUGAAAGAAAACUUGGGUAACGAUUUGGUAUUGAUUCUGAGAUGAUGUGUUUAUAAUACUUUAUAUUUGAUACGUGAAAACAUGGUUGCCUAAUAAAUUUGUAAGCUAUAAAAAUUCAUUUUUCCCCAUUGUGAAUCGUGAGUAAAACCAAGGGCUACCAGAUCACAGGGCUCUUCUAGGAAAAGAAACAAAGGGGAUGAAAAAUCCUAUUUGAUUAUAUAGUAACUGAAUAUUUUUUGAUAGAUUCUGUGUCCAACACUUUAAAUGUGAUUAGCCUUUACUUGAUAGUAUGAGACCAAAAUAAUUAUUACAUUUUUACAGAUAAGAAAGUAAGGCUUGGAGAAGUCAAAUAGCUUGUACAACCUCACGUGACAAUUAGUGUGAUUCAUACCAAAGGUCUGUGCUCUUUCUUAACUACUGCCCUAAACUGUCUUCCCUAUUUAAGAACUCCAGGCUUUUGUUUCUUUUUCUAAAGAUUUUAUUGACUUAUUUAUUUGAGAGAGAGAGAGAGAGAGAGAGAGAGAGGGAGAGGAGGAGGAGCAGAGGGAGAGGGACAAGCAGAUUCCAUGCUGAAUAUGGAGCCCAACUCAGGGCUCGAUCCCACAACCCUGAGAUCACGACCUGAGCCAGAAUCAAGAGUCUGACGUUCAACUGACUGAAACACCCAGGCGCCCUGCUUAUUUUUAAUAAGCACAAACCACUUUGCAUUUCCCUGAAUCAUUAGAUCUAUGGGGUGGGAGCAGUGGAGUUCUCCCAGCAAAGUCCCUUGCAAAAAGGAAAGAGUAUCAAUCCCACUCCAUAGAGGGAGGAAGAGCCACUGCUGCUGGCCACAGCAAAUGUGUCUCACCUUUAGAAACUCUGCUGUGUGUCAGAGAGGAGGAAAUAUCAGUGUGGACAGAUUUAGUGAUCUACCAGUCAAGACUUUGAGAACUAACAGUUGACGUGCAUGGAUGGGUCUUUAUCCUAUCUCUGUGUGAAGUCACUUCACUUCCUAGAAUAUCCGCAAAAUUAAGGAAUGUAUUAGCUGGCUGUUAAAGUAUUUUCUACCUCUAAAAGGAUGUGAGUCUAUGAGACAUUGCAUUCAAAUUAUAGAUCACCUUACCUUUACCCCAAUUCCCAUCUUAGACCAUGUGAUUUCCCUUCUAAUGCUCAGUUCAGCCUGUAUUGUUUCUUUCUUCAUGAAAACAUGCAGACUCAGGAGAGAACUAGAAUAGUGAAUACACAUGUGUCCACGCCACUUUCAAAUACAAGACUUCAGAGAAACUGUGAUGUUCUUCCAAGUUAGUCUUUGUUGAAGUCUCUUAAUCCACAAAAUAAAAUUCUAAGCAGAAACCUCAAAAACCUUGCUGUUAGGAAGAAGUUUUAAGCAAGGCCUGUUGUUACUGUAAUGCUUACUGACAUUUUGAUGACAAGAAAUGCCAUGAUAUACUUUGUAAAUCCAGCAUAAAUGUACUAAUCUAUUUCUUGAGUAUCACUUGAGGUUUCUAUGUCAGUUUUUCAGUGGUCAUUGGGUAAACGUUAAGCCAGUUUCUUACUAGUGUAUAUUUAACUUAGUUUAUAUGAGUGUUCUAUCAGGCGAACAGGGGGUUAUUCUAAGUCUUUGUACUUUUGUGCAAACAAUGCAUGCCACAGACUAUUUGUAAUCACUACUAUUUCUCCUCAAAUAACAAAGACACCUUACAUCUAAGGAGCUUUAAUACUGUUGUAGCUUCAAAGUCCUUUGAUAAAAAUAUUGCAAAAAAAAAGAAAUAAUUAAAAUAUUAUUGAAUUCUCCAGAACCCGUAGCACCCAACAUAGCACUGCUAUUCCCAGAUUGUCUUAUGGCUCCAUAUACAACCAGUUCAGCCAUUUUUGAUUGACAUGGUGAGUCAUUUCAUUGAAACAACCCGUCAGUUUCAUCUUCUGCAACAGUCCAACCAAUUUAACUGAAUUGCCAGGGGUUUGAAACAACCAAGCAAUCAACUCAAGCAAAGCAAUUAAAGUGAUUUUACCUGUAGGCAGAGUCUAAGUGAUUGAUAUAAAGUUCCAUAAGUUGAUAGGUUUUAUCCACACAAAAAUUAUGUUUUCCUUAUUAUAAAAUAUUCCCAUUUCUCUACUAUGUUUUUACUUGUAUAUUCUUCUAAAAUUAAGUUUACAUGGAAACAUCCUGAAUUUUUAAAAAAGAAAUGUAAAAUGAAUAAUUUCUAGAUUUAUCUCUAUAAUCUUUUAAGAGCAUUAAGUUGGCAGUAAAAAAUAAAAUUAACACAUGGCACUUUAAGAACUGUAGCUAAUCAAGAAUAGAAUGAAAAAUAUUAAUUUCAAAAAGCAAUUUUUAAAAAGAUAAAGUACAAAACAUUUACUGAAAGCUAUGCCCAUUCGAUGACAAUAACAAUUCUGGCGAAAGCCAUCUUUUUUUUCUUUUUGUAUGAAUUAUUGCACAGAGAAAUAUUUGAGUUUCCAUGAUUGUAUGGACAUUAUAACUGCUUAUUCACUAGUCAGAAUGCUGAGCCUUGCAGCUUGUCAUUUAAGAUCUGAAUGAAUACACUUAGGUAUGUCCACUUCCAACUGAGGUGGAGUAACUGAGAACAGAACUUCCACUGAAGCUGAAAAAAGAAACAAAUGUACAAAACAUAUGGAGUAAGAGUUAUCAAGACGCUAGCAUCAAGGAACAUAAGACAGUGAUCCUGAAAGGUGGAGGAAAAUGAUGUGCACCCUAUGAUUUCCUGAGCUUACUGCCUUGAGAGAGUUUCUAGGUCAUAGAAUAUGGAGGCAGAACCCAGCCAGAGUCUGACCAACGCCCUGAGUUGAAGAGACAGAGCUGAGGGUUUGAGGACAAAAAGAUGCUAGAGUUUGCCUCUGCAAGGUACUAGAGAGGAGAGAGUUGCACAGAAUGGUAACUCCAGAGAUCGGAGCAGGACUCUUCAUGGCUUUAGCAUAGUGUCGAUGAGUGCAUGGUGUGGGGAAACUACCCAAGGCCAGGGAAAGAACCACCUGAAUGACGUCGAGGUGACAGUGCCUGGCAGUGACCACGGACCUGAAAAUAGCCCCUUCCCCAUGAUUCACAGGGCAUAACGUGGAGCUCGCUGAAGUGUCUUUAUCAAUAAUAGGAAAUAAGUAGUUUUAAACACUUUUCUAGGGCGCCUGGGUGGCUCAGUUGGUUAAGCGACUGCCUUCGGCCCAGGUCAUGAUCCUGGAGUCCCGGGAUCGAGUCCCACAUCGGGCUCCCUGCUCGGCAGGGAGUCUGCUUCUCCCUCUGACCCUCCCCCCUCUCAUGCUCCCUGUCUCUCAUUCUCUCUGUCUCAAAAAAAAAAAAAAAAUCUUUAAACACUUUUCUAGUCUUGCCUAACAAAUCUUAAAAGCAAGUUCAAACAGUAUCCAA
Mirounga angustirostris (Northern elephant seal) is the source of this 14697-nucleotide messenger RNA. RefSeq names its product sorting nexin 7 (gene SNX7). The record is from RefSeq and is a predicted model, not a curated record. Gene Ontology annotation, cellular component: early endosome; phagophore assembly site. Bases 39 to 1319 code for a protein of 426 amino acids. NCBI's taxonomy places the organism in Eukaryota, Metazoa, Chordata, Mammalia, Carnivora, Phocidae. The transcript is spliced from 9 exons. Gene Ontology annotation, molecular function: phosphatidylinositol binding. Gene Ontology annotation, biological process: endocytic recycling; reticulophagy; piecemeal microautophagy of the nucleus.